Benincasa hispida (wax gourd) is the source of this 1379-nucleotide messenger RNA. It is a transcript of the gene PIFI, whose product is annotated as post-illumination chlorophyll fluorescence increase. Gene Ontology annotation, cellular component: thylakoid; chloroplast stroma. Gene Ontology annotation, biological process: chlororespiration. The record is from RefSeq and is a predicted model, not a curated record. NCBI's taxonomy places the organism in Eukaryota, Viridiplantae, Streptophyta, Magnoliopsida, Cucurbitales, Cucurbitaceae.
AAAAAUUAAAAUAAAAUCUAACUCUUCAAUCUUCAUCCUCUUUUUAUCCUCUUCAAUUCUGGCCUCAAACGACUCACUGAGCUUCAUCUCUCUCUCUCGCUCUCUCUCUCUCUCUGAAUCGGAGCUUUGAAGCUCUCAUUAAUGGCGGCAACGAACGCACCCAUCUUUGCAUCUUCCUUUCAAACUUCUCUCGCCAUAAGAACCCAACGCAUAGGAGAAUCAUGUCCACAAUCUGCUCGAACUCUAGGUUCUAAUUUCUCCGGUUCGUCGUUGCCGAGAUGCCUUCCGAACAAUAAAGAUGUCAGGUUUAGGAUUGUGAGAAAGGUGAAUGCUGCUGUGGCUGUUGAAGCAUCGCCAACAGAGGAAAUGAAAGAGAUCAAACUUCCAUCUUGGGCUUUGUUUGAACUCGGAAAGGCCCCGGUGUACUGGAAAACUGUGAAUGGUCUACCUCCUACCUCAGGUGAGAAGCUCAAGCUUUUCUAUAAUCCAGCUGCGACCAACCUGGCUCCGAACGACGAUUUUGGGAUUGCUUUUAAUGGAGGGUUUAAUCAGCCAAUAAUGUGUGGUGGGGAGCCAAGGGCAAUGCUCAGGAAAGAUCGAGGCAAAGCUGAUGGACCGAUUUAUACCAUCCAAAUAUGUAUUCCGAAGCAUGCUGUAAACUUGAUCUUCUCAUUUACGAACGGUGUCGAUUGGGAUGGUCCUUACAGACUGCAGUUUCAAGUUCCCAAGCCUUGGCAAAACAAACCAAUCGACUUUUUCAAUCAGGGUCUAGCCGAAGAGUUGAGUAAAGAAGGAGCUUGCGACAGAGCGAUAUUUCCAGACACAAACAUUGUAAUAACGAGAUGUGCAAUGAUUGGUAAUCUUACUGUGGAAGGGGGUGACCGUUGUGAUCUCAAUCUUGUACUAGGCUGCACAGAUCCUAGCUCGCAUUUAUUCAACCCGCUUGCCAAUGUAGAUGAUGGAUCUUGUCCAAUUGAUACAGAUACUGAGGACUAAUACGCCUGCUGCUCAUUUCUCUUGCACCUCAUCCAAAUUCGUGUCAAAUGAGGCACUGCAAGGGCUUUUCUGCAUAUGUAAGAAGUCUCGUUGGAUAGCUGUUUCGACAUCAUUUUAGCCAAGUUGAUCGUAGUCCAUUCCACCAAGCAGGAAGCAAUUUUGUAUCUUCUACUGGUACAUGGAAAAAGAACCCAUCCCAUUAUGUAUAGUUUUAAAGAAAACUUCAUGAAUACAUGAAUUCAAAUUGAUUAUUAUUACUGUUAGUCUGUACAGCUACAAAUUAUUAGUGGCUUUUGAAGUUGUGUUUGUACUGUCCACACCACCCACCAUCAGUCUAAUUUACUAUAAAAGUAAAUAAAUAAAUAAAAUUACCUUUCUUGCCU